AUGCCCGUUGACUACAGCAAAUGGGACGCGCUGGAGCUCAGCGAUGACUCGGAUAUCGAGGUCCAUCCCAACGUAGACAAAAGAUCCUUUAUCCGUGCCAAGCAACACCAAAUCCACCAAGAUCGACAGCAACGCAAGCUCCAGAUCGAAGCGUACAAGUACGAGCGGCUCAUCCACGAUGGCCUCUUGAAGCGCAUCUCGUCCCUGCUGGCGUCGCUGAGGACGCAUGCUUCCGAGGCUGCCGGCAGAAACCCUGGCGAGAUGGCGUUCAAGGCUGUCAUGGAAACGGCCGGUGACCCCAAGGACGACCAGGUUCCCCCACGACCCGAGGGACUGCACAGCGACGCUGGGGAGCCCAAAACGUACUCGCAGAUGAUGGCUGCGCUGUUGGACGAGGUCAACAAGGCGCUCGACGCCAAGGAUCCCCAAGACCGGUAUCAGGCCAUGAUUACGGAGCUCCAGGGACAUGCGGACAAGAUCGACAAGAUGCAAAAGGAGCUUACGCCGAAACUCGACAAGCUUCUUCAAGAGGAGGGAAAGAAAAUCACAAGCGCCGACAUCCACACUGGAUUCGACAGUUCACACGUUGCCAAGACGAAACCGUCUGAGAAGAAGGGUGCAUCCACAGAGGUGGAACUCCUGAACCCCAAUGCCCUGUCCUCCGACUCGCAGUCACGCAGUGACAAGGCAAAGGUCGAUGAGGAUGAGGAGGUGGAGGCUUCGCCCGCGGCCAAGAAGUUUGCACAGAUUGGCUCUAAUGACUACGCUGCCAGCCUGCAAUACCUCUCGCAGAACCCGCAGAUCUUGACGGAGAAGGAGACGGACGGCCUAUUGGUGCUGGCUUUCGAUGCGGCACUGGAAAAGAAGUACGACUAUUCUCGUCAAUGUGUCCACCAGGCGCUGCUAUUGCAGUACUGCAGGCUUCUCGGGAAAGACGGGGUCCGUCUGUUCUUCCAGAGAGUCACAACCAAGGGUCACCAGGCGCAGACCGUGUUCUACGACGACGUCCGAGACACCUACACGCGCAUUAAGAAGCGGGCACAGGAAAUUAUCGAACAGCGUGCCAAGGAACCCGAAGAGGGCGUCGAACAGAUUCAGCUCCAUGCCGUCGAGCCAGGGACGGUCAUUCAAAUCAAGGUGCCUGCUGCCCAAAGCCAGGACACGGCGGAAAAACGGGCCCGGGAAAUUUUUGACGGUUUCAAGCCAGAUAUGAAGGAGGCCCUGGAGUCGGGGAGUCUGGAUCAAGUGAACAAGGUGCUGGGUCAGAUGAAGGCAAACAUCCUGAGUCUCGAGGAACAAAUUAUCGAUGCCACGACAGAGGAAGGGCGAGAGCAGUUGAAGGAGCUGGAAGCGGCGGCCAAGGCAGGGGCAGAGGCCGAGGCCGAGGGACCGGUGGGAGACCCUGAAUAA
Messenger RNA from Metarhizium album ARSEF 1941, 1410 nucleotides. Its product is annotated as Hsp90 co-chaperone Cdc37. Gene Ontology annotation, biological process: protein stabilization; protein folding. Gene Ontology annotation, cellular component: cytoplasm. Gene Ontology annotation, molecular function: protein-folding chaperone binding; protein kinase binding; heat shock protein binding. Lineage: Eukaryota; Fungi; Ascomycota; Sordariomycetes; Hypocreales; Clavicipitaceae. The record is from RefSeq and is a predicted model, not a curated record. Bases 1 to 1410 code for a protein of 469 amino acids. The transcript is spliced from 3 exons.